Cucumis melo (muskmelon) is the source of this 1646-nucleotide messenger RNA. Its product is annotated as GABA transporter 1-like. The coding region runs from base 227 to 1603 and encodes 458 amino acids. Gene Ontology annotation, cellular component: plasma membrane. The transcript has 7 exons. The record is from RefSeq and is a predicted model, not a curated record. NCBI's taxonomy places the organism in Eukaryota, Viridiplantae, Streptophyta, Magnoliopsida, Cucurbitales, Cucurbitaceae.
AACUAAAGCGUUAGAAAACAAAAGAAAAAGGAAAUCAACUUUCCCAAAAAUUUGUGCCAUGCCUUAGCUUUCUCGCAUUGUGGCAUUAUUUAAGGAGAAAGUGAGUGGAAUUUGUUUUGUUGGGAGUGGGAGUAGCUGCUGAUUGCUAUCACCUACUUUAUCAUUAAUUAUAACAAAUCCUUCCCCUCUUUAAAACUAUCUCAAAAAACAGAGCCAAAGAAAAGAAAUGGGAACUUUGGCACCAGUCUCCGGCGGUGCAGCCGCGGCAGACAAAGAGAACGGUGGUGCUCACGUCCAGUCCACGCCGGAGCUUGACGCCGGAGCUCUCUUUGUGCUUAAAUCCCGAGGAUCAUGGUUACAUUGUGGAUAUCACUUGACAACAUCAAUAGUGGCUCCGGCACUUCUAAGCCUUCCAUUUGCGUUAAGUAUGCUUGGUUGGGUCGGUGGAAUUAUAAGCCUUCUGUUUUGUGGUGCCGUUACUUUCUAUUCCUACAACCUCUUAUCUAUAGUUUUAGAGCAUCAUGCUAUGCAAGGUUCACGUCUACUUAGAUUUCGAGACAUGGCUACUUUUAUUCUUGGACCCAAAUGGGGCAGCUACGUUGUGGGUCCGAUUCAAUUUGGAGUGUGUUGUGGUGCUGUCGUUUCGGGAAUUGUCAUUGGUGGCCAGAACCUUAAGUUUAUUUACUUGCUAUCAAAUUCAGAUGGGACAAUGAAGUUGUACGAAUUCAUCAUCAUAUUUGGAAUGUUAAUUCUAAUAUUGGCUCAAGUUCCAUCUUUUCACUCUUUAAGGCACAUCAACCUUCUAUCCCUCACUCUCUCCCUUGCUUAUAGUGCUUGUGUAACUGCUGCCUCUUUAAAAUUAGGUUAUUCCAAGAAUCCACCUUUAAGAAAUUACUCUCUUAAAGGGUCAGAAGUCAACCAGUUAUUAAAUGCCUUCAAUGGCAUUUCAAUUAUUGGUACUACGUAUGCGUGUGGAAUUCUUCCGGAAAUACAGGCAACUUUAGCAGCUCCAGUGAAAGGGAAGAUGUUCAGAGGGCUAUGCCUUUGCUACACAGUGAUAGUUGUUACAUUUUUUAGUGUAGCAAUAUCAGGAUAUUGGACUUUUGGAAACGAGGCCAUGGGAACCAUUCUUGCCAAUUUGAUGGGCCACACAAUCUUGCCCUCUUGGUUUCUCAUCAUCACCAAUAUCUUUUGUCUCUUGCAAGUCUCUGCCGUCACAAGCGUUUAUUUACAACCAACUAAUGAAGCAUUUGAGAAGCAAUUUGCAGACCCAAAUAAAAGACAAUUUUCAAUACGUAACGUAAUACCAAGAUUAAUAUCACGAUCAUUGUCGGUUGUGAUUGCAACAAUAUUGGCAGCUAUGUUGCCUUUCUUUGGAGACCUAAUGGCAUUAAUCGGAGCAUUUGGAUUCAUUCCUCUCGACUUCAUCAUGCCCAUGCUUUUCUAUAAUGCCACUUUCAAGCCCUCUAAGCGUGGUUUUGUAUUUUGGACAAACACUUUAAUUGUCGCAAUUUCAUCCGUCUUGGCUAUAAUCGGGGGCAUUGCAUCCAUUCGACAAAUUGUUUUGGAUGCCAAAUAUUAUCGUUUAUUUGCUAAUAUAUGAAUCAGAUUUUAUAUUUAAAUACAUAUGCAUAUAUUCGAUGAAA